Molecule: messenger RNA, 1080 nt
Organism: Alternaria novae-zelandiae
Lineage: Eukaryota; Fungi; Ascomycota; Dothideomycetes; Pleosporales; Pleosporaceae
Exons: 3
Coding region: 1-1080 (359 amino acids)
Biological process (GO): protein dephosphorylation
Molecular function (GO): cation binding; protein serine/threonine phosphatase activity
Source: RefSeq, a predicted model, not a curated record
AUGAGCGUUAACAUUAUUGACGUUGGUGUCAGCAGGAUUCUGGGUGCGAGAGAAGAUCAAGAAGACCGUUAUGUUACUUUGACGCCGGGUUCAAUCAAAGCUCGGAAAGAACUCGCUGUCUUUGCCGUAUAUGAUGGACAUGGGGGUACAGAAACAGUAAACCAUGUUGCAGAGCAUCUGCAUACACACCUGGAACAGCACAUCGCCAUCCAAAAGCCGUCCAAUGUAGCCGAGUAUAAGCACGCGAUACAAGGAGCUCUGCUGGCUGUCGACCGCGAUCUAGACCACGCCAACCUAGACGGGGGCUCAACCGUGUCUCUCGUUCUCAUCGACACAAAGCAGAGCUUGCUCAUACAAGCGAACCUAGGAGACAGCCACGUCUUCUUCGCAGACCACGAGCCCCAAUCCCCACAAUCGCUAUCACCCCAGUCCCCCACGCGCGUCGACUCCGGCGUCAGCUCCAGCGGCUGGAACGUCGAAGCCCUCAGCGAAGAACACGCACCCGACAGCCCGCUGGAGAAACGACGAGUAGAAAAUGCCGGCGGCGAGAUCAACUACCGCUCCGGCAUCGCCCGCAUCGGCGGCGUGAGCAUGUCGCGCGCCCUCGGCGAUUUAGACUACAAGAAACCGCGCGUGAACCGCCUAGCAGGCCACGACCUCUCCGACCUCAUCGGCGUAGAAACCGGUCUCGCACCAGGAAAAACCGCAGUCCACGACCUCGUCUCCAACAAAGCGCAUUUCACCACCCGCACCCUGCACGGCCAGUCGCUCAUCCUCCUCGCGUCUGACGGCGUGGGCUCGGCGAAGGAGGCGGAGGAGUGCACACGGCUGGCGGUGGAUGCGUGGCAAUCUGGAAAGGAAGCCAAGGAGAUUGCGGAGGAGUUGACGUCGAGGGAGGGGCAGAUGAAGGGCGCGGAUAAUUGUACUGUGCUUGUUGUUGUGCUGGAUACGGAGAGUAAGGGGAGGAGGAGUAUAGAUAGUGGGAGAAGGAGUAUGGAUAUUGGGAUGGAGGGGGGUGGGUCGAGGAGGAGGCGGAGGUCGAGUAUUGCUAGCUUGAAGGACUGGAUACGGGAUCGUUAG